GGCGGAGGAGAUUACGGCCAGCCGGGUUCCCCCACAAACCUUACGCCGGUUCUUGUUGAAAGUCAAAUCCAGCGGUUAGCGGAGGCAGCAGAGAUGCUGGUCAAGACGCUACCACCCUUUGAACCUAAACCUCAAAAUAACAAGAAGAAGAUUAGUAAAGAUUUAGAGUACGUAAUGAACAUGGUUGAAGAUGACCCACGUCGUAUGGAUGAAAUAAGAAAGUAUGCUGCCAUCUAUGGGCGGUUUGACUGUAAGAGGAAGCCUGAAAAGCCUCUCACCUUACACGAGGUAUCUGUCAAUGAGGCUGCUGCUCAAAUCUGUAAACAUAUACCUUCCCUCCUGACCCGUCGAGAUGAACUUUUCCCGUUGGCUCGUCAAGUGGUACGAGACAGUGGCUACCAAUACUCUAAAGGUCAUUCCAGGUCGCAGAACUAUAACAGGUCUUUUGAUGAAGAAAAUUGCAAACAUCCUAGGCUUGACCCAAGCCCUAACAGUUUAACAGACAAAGUUCAACUUGAAGAAAAGAGAAAAAAAUGUCAGGACAGGCUGGAGAACAUAGAUGAACAACUUAAGACUUUGGGUCGACAGCAGGAAGAAAUGAAGAUUCGACUGAAGCAAGCUCGAGAGAUUCAAGAUUACACUGGAGCCAAUCAAAUUCAACCUCAGCUUGAACAGAUCUCAACUCAACAAAUGCAACUGAUAAAUGAACAAAGUGAACUUAAUAAACAGCUGAAAAGAAUAGAAAGGCACUAUUCUUCUGGAAGAGGCUAUUGCCAUCUGUCAACUUGUUCAGAAGUAGAGAAAGUAGAGACUGACGAUACAGACUCCCAGUUCUCAGCUUAUAGCACACUCUCCUCCCCAGCCCUCAGCCAAGAUAACCAUAACUCUCCAUCUCAAGACUCAAGCCAAUCCCUCCAAACCCAAGAUGCAUUCAGUGUCGUGAGAGCUGUGUCAGCCACUAAGAGAACAAAUGCCCAAAUCACAAGGCAACUGGUGCAAGAAACAUUGAUGGAUGAGGGACUGCGAGUUAUCAAAGAGUUGGCCAAUCACAUAAGAGAUGAAUCCGAAGUUCAAGUUAUAAGCCCCUCCAAGCCAGAAGGUCGUCCUCGAGGACGUCCUCCAAAGUUUAGUAGAGACUGUGUGAGCACAGCUGCUUCUACUGGAGUAUCUAGUAUUGCCCAUAAUCAAAUGAUUUCUGCCUCUUCAAAUUCAUGUGUUACAAUAGUCUCAGAAUGUGUUUCUGGGAACUCUCCAAAGUUUACCCACAAUGGCUAUUCAACACCCUUGAAUGGGUCAUUGGAAACGGAUAAGUACCAUCACCGAAUCAGCACCAUUUCAACCUUUCAAAAUGUUACAAAUGGAAUUUGUGAUUUGGAUGAUAAACCAGGUCAGAAUGCAACUUAUACUGGGAGUAAACCAGUAGAAAACAGUCUGAAUGCUCUGGUUGCUCUUUCACAAAUGGGGAUCAAACAGGAGCCAACAUCACCCUCUGAUACCUUAAAAAUGGAUCAGUAGAAAACUGAACUGAACCACGAAGUAUUGAAAACAUGGUUAAUAUGGAACAUUGCCAAGUACAUCUGUAAAAGAAGUCCAAGAUUUAAAUAGUUUAUAGGUAGAGGUAUGUGAUAAAAGACUUACAGCAAGAUGGCUGUAAUAAUGUUUGUUCUAAAAAUUCCAAGCCUUUUGUCGUACCCCCAUCAGUAAUCUGCCAUCCUUGUUGAGCUGCCCUUAACCUAAGCUUUUAAAUUGUGUGCAAUAUGUCUUGUGUCAUUCCCUGCAUAAUAUAGGGUCAGACCCUCUAGGUGUGUGACAGUGACCAAGCCAGUGUCCAGAGGCUAUAAUAGUCAGAGUAACUGUUCAGUUAGGUGUGACCUGGUCUGUGAUGUUACAUGUCUUCUGGCUGUGAUCUACUGUGGUGGUCAAGGAAACUACCCAGUGGCCAGUAAUAUAGAUGUAGUGGUUGAAGAUACAACACUUGUGUUAAAAAAAGAAAGAAAGAAAAAAAAUGGAUAAAACAAAAGUCCGUAGUCCCUCUUUUUUUUUAUUAAUGCCACUUGGGAGUUUAGUUGUUAGUGAAGUGUGUAGUAACUUAUUGAAGCAUUAGAGUGCAGUUGUUUUAGUGAAUCUGUCCCUGUGAGCCUCCCAUCCCCGUGUGAUAGCAGAUCUCUGCUGUCUUGACAUUGGUGCUGUUGAAAAUUUGGCAGAAAGUGUACCAUCCCUUAAUUCGGCAAAUAUUAUACCUAAUCUUAUUUAAUCAUUUUCAAACUUUCAGAAAUGAGAACGGUUUUAACCGUAAUUUUUGUUUUCCAUUCAAUAAUCUUUGUGUUCUUCCCAGAUUUUUACAAUAAUAAGUGCUGUUAAUCAAAUAUUGUACAUGUAUAAAUUUAAUGUUCUGACACCCAGAUUCAGUUAAUAUGUACGUACACUGUUGAGUGUAAAGACCACAAGUAUUGAUUUCCGUUUGCUCGUUUUUUUUAUCAUUAGUUACUGUCUUCAGGAAACUGUACUUCAUUUGAGAUGACACUGGUUGAAGACAGAUCAUUUUAAACAAAGAAUGUUAAGGAAACAUAUGAAAUAAUUAUAAGCACGAAGAAAUGAUAUUUGAUGUUAUUAGAACAUCUCGAUCUGAAGUAAAAACUGAGGUGGGUGAUAUGAAGAAAUUCUUAACAAUAUUUUCAAGGGGCAAUAGAUAAUUAUGCCUUAACCUAUAUAUAUAUAGUUUGGGCUGCUAACACAAGAAGUGUCAUUCUUUCAUAAUCCUUUCCAGUAUGCUGAAUUUAACACAAUCAACAAAUGAAAGACCAUAAUACGUUCUCAGGUUUGGUACAUUUUCACCAAGUAUCAGAUGCAAAUCAAGGUGUCCGUUAAAAAGAGAGCACUGGUGUUUAUUGCUGUUAAGUGUCGUACAACAGAAGACACCGCUGAUUGGGUCAGAGGUUCAGUGAUACUUUCAUUUUAUUUUGCCAUAAUUGAAUGACACAAGAAUGAUAUGUGAUACCAUGUGAUAUUUGUAAGUCAUGAAUGUUUCAUUUCUUGGGAGGGGGAGGGGAUAUUAUUAUUGUGAUUAAAACUUGGUCACAUUGGAUUGAAAUAUUGUGUAUUGGUGUAAAAAAAAAAACUUAUCUCCGAAACUCAUUUGACUUCAAAAGUCAUGUGAUCAAAACCAGACUAACUGAUGGAUAAAAAAAACAGGCACAUACUUUAAAGAUUUGGAAUGAAAAUGUGUAAGGUUCAGUAAGGAAUUUUGAUUUCAGGACUAUUCUCAAUCUAAUAUUUAUAAGUUAGUUAAAAAUAAACAGUUUUGGACCAUAUGUUACAAUGAACAAAAGAUAAAGUGACUAAAAAGUCCAGUGUCUAUUUACCAAACUCAUUUAUGGGGUUAAGUUUACAUUGAGAGGUUU
Limulus polyphemus (Atlantic horseshoe crab) is the source of this 3401-nucleotide messenger RNA. RefSeq lists its product as uncharacterized. The record is from RefSeq and is a predicted model, not a curated record. The coding region runs from base 94 to 1515 and encodes 473 amino acids. Gene Ontology annotation, cellular component: nucleus. The transcript has 7 exons. Gene Ontology annotation, molecular function: transcription factor binding; transcription coregulator activity. Gene Ontology annotation, biological process: negative regulation of DNA-templated transcription. NCBI's taxonomy places the organism in Eukaryota, Metazoa, Arthropoda, Merostomata, Xiphosura, Limulidae.